Molecule: messenger RNA, 1062 nt
Organism: Patiria miniata (bat star)
Lineage: Eukaryota; Metazoa; Echinodermata; Asteroidea; Valvatida; Asterinidae
Product: ficolin-2-like
Exons: 4
Coding region: 1-1062 (353 amino acids)
Source: RefSeq, a predicted model, not a curated record
AUGGCGCACGUAGUCAGUUCGGUUUCAGCCCAAAUCUGUACCCUAAUGAUCGACCUAGACUCACGCGGUUGCGGCCAGCGCAUGGGGAGAUUUGUCCUGCCGCCGGGUGAUCCUUGCACCUGUACAGGGGUCAGACUGGGCGGUCAUUACCACCGCUACGCACCUGAGAUGCAGGGACAGGAUCCACCGUUGUAUAUGGACAUGCUGCCGGAGGUGACUGCUGAGGUCAUCGGCGGUUGGUUCAACUGCACUGAGAGCAAACUGGAGGAGUCAACGCUCCGAGCCACUGAAACCGCCCCAGAGUUGACUCCUACAGUUCAUCCCUGGUCGACACCUGUCGCAUCUACUCCUACCGCUACGAUACUUGUUGCCAGCACCAUUCCUGAGCCGUCGAUGCUGCCUGCAGAUUGUCAAGGCAUCCUGGAUGCUGGUCAGAACACUAGCGGUGUUUAUACCAUUCAGCACAAACGCCAGAAUAUGCAAGUCUACUGUCGCAUGGAGUCGGGGAAAGGAUACACAGUGUUUCAGAGACGCCUGGACGGCUCGGUGAGCUUCAACCGAACCUGGCAGGAGUACGCUGAGGGAUUCGGGAAUCUGACCGGAGAGUUCUGGCUGGGUAACCAGAAGCUGCGCAGUCUGACUCGUAACGGAGGGCGGGAGUUGGUCAUCACUCUCAGGGCGUUCAGUGGGGAAGAAGCCCAUAUUCGUUAUAAAUACUUCCACGUAUUCGCACCGGAGUACACAUACACGCUUAUUGUCGAUGGCUUUAGUGAAGAGAGUGGAGAUGCAGGUGACUCACUCGGGCGUCAAACAUUUAAACGCUUCUCAACUCGAGAUAAAGACCAUGACAACGAUCGGGAAAACUGCGCUGAGAAAUUCCACGGAGGCUGGUGGCUCGACGGCUGCGGUAGCGACAUCAGUGACUGGUUCCAGAGCAACCUGAACGGCUUGUACUACAACAACGCAACAGUCGAUGAUUACAUGGGCAUACAGUGGGUCACAUGGAAGGGUAAACAGGUCUCUCUAAAAGGGUGUGAAAUGAUGACACGAUCCAAAUGGUAA